CGAGAGGAGAGCGAGGUGUAGAGAAACCGAGGGGGAGAGAACCCGAGUGUGUGUAUGCGUGUGCGUGUGUGAGCGCGAGCGAGCUUGCGAGGGAGAAGAGCGAGAGAGUGCGAGCGAGAAAGAAUAAAAGGAAAGAAGAUUUUCUCUAUGUAUAUAAAGAUGGCCACGUUAGCAAACGGACAGGCUGACAACGCGAGCCUCAGUACCAACGGGCUCGGCAGCAGCCCGGGCAGCGCCGGGCACAUGAACGGAUUAAGCCACAGCCCGGGGAACCCGUCGACCAUUCCCAUGAAGGACCACGAUGCCAUCAAGCUGUUCAUUGGGCAGAUCCCCCGCAACCUGGAUGAGAAGGACCUCAAGCCCCUCUUCGAGGAGUUCGGCAAGAUCUACGAGCUUACGGUUCUGAAGGACAGGUUCACAGGCAUGCACAAAGGCUGCGCUUUCCUCACCUACUGCGAGCGUGAGUCAGCGCUGAAGGCCCAGAGCGCGCUGCACGAGCAGAAGACUCUGCCCGGGAUGAACCGGCCGAUCCAGGUGAAGCCAGCGGACAGCGAGAGCCGAGGAGGUAGUAGCUGCCUGCGCCAGCCCCCUUCACAAGAUAGAAAACUCUUCGUGGGCAUGCUCAACAAGCAGCAGUCCGAGGACGACGUGCGUCGCCUCUUCGAGGCCUUCGGGAACAUUGAAGAGUGUACCAUCCUGCGCGGGCCGGAUGGCAACAGCAAGGGGUGCGCCUUUGUGAAGUACUCCUCCCACGCCGAGGCGCAAGCCGCAAUCAACGCCCUGCACGGCAGCCAGACUAUGCCGGGAGCCUCGUCCAGUCUGGUGGUCAAGUUUGCCGACACUGACAAGGAGCGCACGAUGCGGCGGAUGCAGCAGAUGGCUGGCCAGAUGGGCAUGUUCAACCCCAUGGCCAUCCCGUUCGGGGCCUACGGCGCCUACGCACAGGCACUGAUGCAGCAGCAGGCGGCACUAAUGGCAUCAGUCGCGCAGGGCGGCUACCUGAACCCCAUGGCUGCCUUCGCCGCCGCCCAGAUGCAGCAGAUGGCGGCCCUCAACAUGAAUGGCCUGGCGGCCGCACCCAUGACCCCAACCUCAGGUGGCAGCACCCCUCCGGGCAUCACUGCACCAGCUGUGCCUAGCAUCCCGUCCCCCAUUGGGGUGAACGGCUUCACCGGCCUCCCCCCACAGGCCAACGGGCAACCUGCUGCGGAAGCUGUGUUUGCUAACGGCAUCCACCCCUACCCAGCGCAGAGCCCCACCGCCGCGGACCCCCUGCAGCAGGCCUACGCUGGAGUGCAGCAGUACGCAGGUCCAGCCGCCUACCCUGCUGCCUAUGGUCAGAUAAGCCAGGCCUUUCCUCAGCCACCUCCAAUGAUCCCCCAGCAACAGAGAGAAGGGCCCGAGGGCUGUAACCUGUUCAUCUACCAUCUGCCCCAGGAGUUUGGGGACGCUGAGCUGAUGCAGAUGUUCCUCCCUUUCGGCCGGCACCCUGUGCCCUCCCGCUGCCAGGCCCCCUCCUGUCAGGGAGGACAGUGUCCAAUAAACUCCUCCACCCGCAGGCUUCGUGAGCUUCGACAACCCGGCCAGCGCGCAGACCGCCAUCCAGGCCAUGAACGGCUUCCAGAUCGGCAUGAAGAGGCUCAAGGUGCAGCUGAAGCGGCCCAAAGACGCCAAUCGCCCAUACUGAGCGCCGGCGGGAGCGUCCCCCGGGGGAGACCAGGACUCGCACAGGGCCAGUCAAAUCCACCACAGUCUCGCGCUGAGCUAGGAAUAAAGUUCACGUAA
Molecule: messenger RNA, 1785 nt
Organism: Enhydra lutris kenyoni (northern sea otter)
Lineage: Eukaryota; Metazoa; Chordata; Mammalia; Carnivora; Mustelidae
Product: CUGBP Elav-like family member 4
Exons: 14
Coding region: 148-1785 (545 amino acids)
Biological process (GO): regulation of alternative mRNA splicing, via spliceosome; mRNA splice site recognition
Cellular component (GO): ribonucleoprotein complex; cytoplasm; nucleus
Molecular function (GO): mRNA binding
Source: RefSeq, a predicted model, not a curated record